CGGCUGUUGGUUGCCAUGACAACUGCGGCACGAGGGGGCAGGACCCGGCGCAGCGCGCGAAAAGAAGCUAAUCGAGCAGAAGUCCAGCUAAAGGAUUGUGUCACUUGUGUCGUUUACCAACGAUGAGCGCUUCGUGUUGUCUUCACUGUGAAAACUCCAAAGCCUUCGUACUGAACUGUCCAUGGCAGCACUGGAAGGUCUGAGGGGAGGAGGAGGAGGAGAACUCCUCUUUGAUCCCCCCGGCAUAAAUGGAGAUGAAGAGGAGGAAGACUCACCCGCAGUUUUACUCAGUGUCUUGGCCCAGCACGGACAGGUGGGCCUCUGCUUCUAUCACAGUGAGGACUCCACUUUACACUACAUGAUCGACACGCCUGACAACCACGAGCUCCACCUGUUGGCCAGAGUUAUCCAGGAGGUUAGUCCCAAUCUUAUCAUUACCAGUGCAAAGCAGGAGCGCUGCAUGACCCUCUUCCUUCAACAACUGGGUUCAAACCCAGACUACAAACCAGAGGUGGUCACUUAUCCAUAUGCUGACUUUGGUCUGGAGGUUAGUAAGCAGAGGCUGUUCGCUGCCUAUCUACCUUUCCUUCCUCCUUCCAUUUCAGAGAGAGACAAAAUGUCCUACCUCUCCUCCUGCAUCUCCUUUGAGUCCCCCCUGAUGCUGAGGACAGUGGGCGCUUUGCUAAAAUGUCUGGACAGGAGGAGAGUGGGAGUGGAACUGGAAGACAGCAGUGUUAGAGUUCCUAUCCUGCAGUUCAACGCCUACACAUUGAAAGUGUCCUGCAGAUCUUCAAGUCGGAAAUUCACCCAUCAGUGUACAAGCUGCAUUCGGGCGAAAAAGAAGGACUCAGUCUUUAUGGAAUACUCAACCGCUGCAGGUGUAAAUUUGGUUCCAGGUUGUUACGAGGGACUAUAUAAAAAAAGUCUCCUUUCUUCUGUCAGCCAGUGGUUUCUGCGGCCGACGCAGGACACGGCCGUGUUACACAGGAGACAGGAAGUUAUACGUUUCUUCACAUCGCCUCAGAACUCAGACGUCCAGAGCACCCUGCAGUCCUCGCUACGCAACAUCAGAAACAUACCAUCUCUUCUACACAGGAUGUCCCUCUCUCACACCAAAGUGACUGACUGGCAGGGUCUCUACAAGACGGUGUACAGUGCAGUGUGUAUCAGGGACACGGUGCGACACCUGCCUCAAUCCAUUGAGCUCUUUCAUGAAAUCAGUGAGGGGUUCUCUGACGACCUUCACCACAUCUCCUCCGUCAUCAGCCGAGUUGUGGAUUUUGAAACCAGCGUAGCGGAGAAUCGCUUCACCAUCAAACCAAAUGUGGACCCUGCUAUAGACGAGAAGAAGAGGAGGAUGAUGGGAUUGUCCGACUUCCUGACAGAUGUUGCCAGAAGAGAGCUGGAACAUCUGGACGCUUGCAUCCCCUCCUGUUGUGUCAUUUACAUCCCUCUGGUUACAAUUACAUAUUUAUUUAGUUAUCUGGCUAGUGGCCGCUUGCAGUGCAUCGGUGGUGGGAUUCAUACUGUCAGACAUCAUGUUGAAUUCUCUUUUCAGAUUGGUUUCCUGCUCUCUGUCCCUCGCCUGCCCAGCAUGGUGGAGAGAGAGGAUUUUGAGAUAGAGGGGCUUGAAUUUAUGUUUCUGUCAGAGGAUCGCCUGCACUACCGCAGUCAGAGAACCAAGGAGCUAGACAACCUCCUCGGAGACUUGCACUGUGACAUUAGAGACAUGGAGACAGCAGUCAUGACACAACUGCAGAACACGAUCCUCGAGAGGAGCAGCUCCCUCUACAGGGUCCUGGAUCUUGCUGCUGAGCUCGACUGUCUGAUGGCCAUGAGCAGUGCCUCCCAGGAGUAUGGCUAUGCCUCGCCCAAGUUCACCAGCCACAGGAUGAUAACAGUCAAACAGGGCAGACAUCCACUGCUGGAGCUGUGCUCCCCUGUGUUUGUGGCCAACUCCUUCCAGAGCUCAGAGUCACAGGGCAGAGUCAAGAUCAUCACCGGACCCAACUCUUCUGGCAAGAGCAUCUACCUCAAACAGGUGGGCCUGAUUGUGUUCAUGGCUCUGAUUGGUUCAGACGUGCCGGCGAAGGAGGCAGAGAUUGGUCUGGUGGACGGGAUCUUCACCCGCAUGCAGAGCAGAGAGUCUGUGUCUGUGGGCCUCAGCACCUUUAUGAUCGACCUCAACCAGAUGGCCCAGGCUAUCAACAGCAGUACUGGCAACUCAUUAGUUCUCAUCGACGAAUUUGGAAAAGGAACUAACACAGUGGAUGGACUGUCCCUGCUGGCUUCAUCGAUCUCCCAUUGGCUGAGAAAAGCUCCCAUGGAUGUUCCUCACGUCCUGUUGGCGACCAACUUCCACAGUUUGCUGCAGCUGGGCCUGCUGCCCUCCUCUGUGUUGCUGUCUCUUCUGACUCUUGAGACAGCAGUGGACGGGGAUGAGUUGGUGUUUCUGUACCAAUUGAAAGAAGGGAUCUGUCACUCCAGCUAUGCUGCCAACAUAGCCACACUGGCAGGCCUACCAGUUACUCUUGUACAGAGAGGAGUGGAGGUGUCUGAACUGUACAGGACAGGAAGGCCAAUCAAACUCAUUGACAAAGCAUCAUCAGAUGAGCAGGCAAACAGGUGCAGGUCUGUGGUGGAGAAGUUUUUGAACCUCGACCUGGAGGACAAAGAUUUGGAUCUGCAGAGCUUCAUGAAGGAGGAGUUCCUGCCCUUUGCUGGAGAGCUGCUGGACCACAGCUGAACGGUUCGGCUUCUUCAAACCUGCCUUCGCAGCUCUGUGGUCAGUUUGUCUCCUCACUGUCCUGGGAGCAAGCAGACGUCAAGUGAUGCUCUGUACCUGGACAGGAUACAGCUAUCAACAAAACACUGUACAUUAACUGUUGGUGUGAUACUGCUACACUAAAAGUUAAUAUCCAGAAUGUGUUACAAAGGGUUACUGUUGUAGCAAAACAAAACGGCAAACACAAUUUACUCUCUUGUUUUCUUACAUUUAAUUGCUGAAUGUCAAUUUUAAGAUAAUAAACAUUACACAAAUCAGA
Molecule: messenger RNA, 3044 nt
Organism: Scophthalmus maximus (turbot)
Lineage: Eukaryota; Metazoa; Chordata; Actinopteri; Pleuronectiformes; Scophthalmidae
Gene: msh5
Product: mutS homolog 5
Exons: 25
Coding region: 182-2746 (854 amino acids)
Biological process (GO): chiasma assembly; mismatch repair
Cellular component (GO): nucleus
Molecular function (GO): ATP binding; ATP-dependent DNA damage sensor activity; mismatched DNA binding
Source: RefSeq, a predicted model, not a curated record